This is a messenger RNA of Medioppia subpectinata, 668 nucleotides long. NCBI's taxonomy places the organism in Eukaryota, Metazoa, Arthropoda, Arachnida, Sarcoptiformes, Oppiidae. The record is from the annotation of a GenBank genome assembly.
AAUGUGUUGGAUCGACACGAAUACGAGUUUGUGUUGAAUCGGGCGUGUCUUCAGUUGGAGCCAAACGAUCCCAAAUACAUAGAGAUAUGUCACACGACAUACGAACACAUUGUGGCCAACAGUCAGUUCGGGUCUCUCCAAUCGACCCGACAUUUCGGUCCAUUUUGCUAUUAUUUGGCCUUCAAUUCAAAAAUCGACAAAUUAUUAAAUGAUUACAUUUUAAGAGAGUCUGUGAGCGACGCUUCGGCUUUAGUGCAACUCUUUUAUGUCAUUCAUUCACAAGACUCACAGCUUUUGGAUGAAAUCCAUUCGGAAGUGGUCUCCGAUUUACCGCUCAUUAAGAAAUAUAUAUCUGAAGAGUCAAAAGAGAAAUCAAUUCUUGAGCUCUCGCUUCAAAAGUAUGAAGAAAUACAGAGAGAAAAGGCGUCACUGAAUGAAGAUAUCAAUAGAGCCCAUGGAUUGAGUGCAUAAACCACUGCUUUGUGUUGUCAUCAAAUGCUUGAUGUCUUCAUUUUGUGCAAACAAUAGAAGACUGGCUUUACAUUUGUCUUCAUUGCUAAUUAAACUCAACAAAUGUUUUGAUAAAUUUGUAAUUAUAAAUAAUUAUGGGUUGAUAUAAUAAAUGCAAAUAAAACUAUAUUAUAGUUAUUCACAAUUUGCAGCACAUA